This is a messenger RNA of Musa acuminata subsp. malaccensis (wild Malaysian banana), 5189 nucleotides long. NCBI's taxonomy places the organism in Eukaryota, Viridiplantae, Streptophyta, Magnoliopsida, Zingiberales, Musaceae. The record is from RefSeq and is a predicted model, not a curated record.
UCGAAGAAACGCCUCAAUGCUCCGACCGAGCUCACUGCGAUCAUCCUCUUCCCCUCGAGUCCUCUUCUCCUCCUCCCAUGGCGUCGCCCGCCGCCCCCUCGCCUCCGCCCCUUCGCCGCUCCCUCCGCCGGAGUGGAUCGAGCCCUUCCUCGACGUCUCCGACCUCACCCGCCACCGCGGUGACCCCCGAAACCCCUCCCCGUGGUUCCCCCGCGUCGUUUCGCUCGUCCUCGCUUCCGCCCCCGGCUCCCUCCCCUCCGACCUCGCCUCAUUCUGCCGCAGGUUCCUCAUCCGCCUCUCCCCCGCCUUCGUCUCCCACUCCCUCCGCUCGUCCGACCUCCGCCACCGCCCCGACCUAGCCCUCGCGUUCUUCCGCUGGGCCGCCACCCAGAAGAAGUACCCCGGCCACAACCUCGACUCCUACGUCGCCCUGAUCGACAUCCUCUCCUGCUCCGACAAUAAAGAAACCAGUCGGAUCAAGGAACUCAUCGCCGAGAUCAGAGCCCGCGGGAAUCUCCUCCCGGCGGCACCAUCUGCAGCCACUUCUCUCAUACGGAGCCUGGGGUCCACCGGCAUGGUGGAGGAGUUGCUGUGGGUCUGGCGAUGGAUGAAGGAGAGUGGGGUCGAGCCGUCGCUCAUGUGUUACAACUGUUUGUUGGAUGGUCUGGUGAAUUCGAUGUUCGUGGAUUCAGCGGAGAAGGUCCUUGAAGCGAUGGAGGCGAACAGAGUUCGGCCUGAUGUAGUUUCCUACAACACGCUAAUCAAAGGUUACUCGAAAGUAGGAAGGAGGCAGAAAGCAGUUGAUAGGUUUGUGGAGAUGCAGGAGAAGAAGAUCCAGCCAGAUAAGAUUACGUAUCUAAGUCUGAUGCAAUGCCAUUACUCGGAUGGGGAAUUCCAUGAAUGCUUGGUGCUGUACCAUGAGAUGGAAGAGAAGGGAUUGGAGAUUCCGACUCAUGCAUACAGUUUGGUGAUCAGUGGAUUGUGCAAGGAGGGGAAGCCAUUCGAGGGAAUGGCGGUGUUGGAAAGCAUGGUUAGGAGAGGUUGCAAGGCUAGUGUGGCAAAUUAUACUGUUCUCAUUGAUUCUUUUGCAAAGAGCAUGAAUGAGGAUCAUGCUAUGAUGUUGUUUGAGAGGAUGAAGAAUGAUGGACUUGAGCCAGACGAAGUCACUUAUGGGGUGACAAUUAACUGCUUGUGCAAGGCUGAGAAGCUGGACAAAGCCAUGGAGUUGUUUAAAUUCUGCAAAGAGAAUGGUGUGCUGGUGAAUGCAAUCUUCUACUCUAGCCUUAUAGAUGGGUAUGGGAAAGCUGGGUUAGUUGAUGAGGCACAAGGGCUUUUCAAUGAGAUGAUAGAACAAGGUUUUGUGCCAGAUUCAUACUGCUAUAAUGCCCUUAUUGAUGCAUUUGGAAAAGCAGGAAGGAUCAAUGAAGCUUGUGCACUAUUCAAGAGAAUGGAGAUGGAGGGCUGUGAUCAGACAGUUUAUACAUACACUAUACUCAUGGAUGGGUUGUUUAAGAAACACAAGAAUGAGGAGGCACUGAAGCUGUGGAAUAUGAUGAUCGAUAAGGGGAUAACUCCCACCCCUGCAGCUUUCCGUGCCCUUUCAAAGGGCCUGUGCCUUUCAGGAAAGUUCACCAGGGCUUGUAAAAUACUGGAUGAACUGGCUCCUAUGGGAAUAGUGCCUGAGACGGCCCAUGAGAAUAUGAUCAAUGUGUUGUGUAAAGCAGGGCGAUUUGAGCAAGCUUGCCAACUCGCUGAUGGAAUCAUAGGUAAAGGUCGUGAGGUGCCGGGAAGAGUUCGAACCAUUAUGAUCAAUGCUCUGAGAAAAGCUGGAAAUGCUGACUUGGCUUUCAAAUUGGUUCACAGUAACAUUGGUAUUGGUUAUGACAGAUAUGGCAGCAUUAAAAGGAGAGUUAAGUUCCAGACUCUGUUGAAUUCAUAGUCAUCCACGGUUAUUGGAUGUUUGAGUGGCAAACUGCAAGUCCGAUUUAAAUCUUGAAUCCUUUUUGUUAAGCUAAAUCAUACCCUGUCCAAGACCCAAAGUAGGGGAGAGGGGUUAAUUGGACUGACUUUUUGGAUGAACCAUAUCGUGAGGCCCGAGUCGAUACGGUAUGGGCGGUACAUACCGGUUAGACUCAUCACGGGGACACGGCUUGCUCGGGUCUCUAUCGACACGCCUCGAUAUACCAUGUGUCAGUAUACUGGUACAGAUCGAUGCAUACCGUGUUGACAAAUCUUCGAGACGGGUUCGGUACCCGAAAUAGUGAAACCUAGAUGAAACAUUUAUGUGUUUUUUCUCAAUAAGUUCAUUAGAAAUAAAAAAAGAUGCUCAUUUUCUGUAAGAUGUGUAAUCCUUGGAAUAUCUUGCUGUAUCCGUAUCGGAUUCGUUAUAUUCAUUAACUAGGAUGUGUUAGAUACUUCCACGAAGUAUCUGACGUUUUUAAUAAUUUUUUAAAAUACAGGACAGUUUUAACAUAUUCCUAAAGAAUACUUUUGUGGAUACUUAUUGGGAGAGUUCUUUUUGUUUUUUUGUUUUUCUCCUUUUUGAUUGUUGAUCUUUUGUUUCUAGACUAGGUGUAUAUGUUGGAUUUAUUUUCAUCCAUUUUUUAAAUCUGAAUGAUGUAUAUUAACAUGUUUUGUGUAUUUCAGCAUCUCUAAGACUUGACUUUCUAAUGACGUUGGUGUGGCAUAGAACUAGCUUUAUGAGGAUGCUGCUUAUCCAUAACACUUUAAGAACCUACCAGCUGAAAUAGGGAGUUCUACCUUAAUACUGUUUUUGUAAAAAAAGCAGUGGAACCUUGGAUGAUCAUCUCAAUAGCUUCAUAUUAACUGUAUGAUAAAAUGCUUUUAGGAUCUGUAUUGUAAAAAAGAUGGAUUUUGGUCAAAUGAGAUUCAGGGAAUUGUGCUGAUAUAAAUAUUAUGCAUUGUCUUGUUAUCUUGUGUUCUGGUAAUUUUUGUGCUGCCUAGGAAUCCCAAUUCUUCAGUCUGCAAAUGUUUGCUUAUUGUGGCACUUUUUUGUUUUUUGAAAUCUAAUUGGAUCAUGCUUAAUCCUAGGAGCCUCUGCAUCAGCGAUCAUUGAGAAAGCAUACAACAGGUUAUCAUUAGUAAUGGCUGUUUAGUGUUUGCUGCACAAUGCUUUUUUAAUAUUGCCAGUCCACCAUUGAUUGACAAACUUUAAGUCCUAAGCUACAAAGCAUCACAAGAGAAUUCUUGUUGCUGGUUGAAGUUGAAAUUUAAUACAAAGCAUCGCAAGAGAAUUCUUGUUGCUGGUUGAAGUUGAAAUUUAAUUUGUUCAUUGAAUUUAGUAAAUAAUCAAUCAGGAUGAAGACAAAUAUCCCUAAUAAAACAAAACAAAUUUUAGCUAUAAGCCCAACAGUCCUUACCGUAUAAAUUAAUAACAGGACUUCUCUUGUUAGAGCCUGAUCUUUUAAUGUUAGAUUAAGGAUAAACACCUUAUUUCUAUUUUGUACAUUAGGAUUGAAUCCUGCAGAAUAAAUAAAUGUUUUCAACUGUGAAACCUAAACCAACUAAUUUAAGCAGUCACUUUUGGAUGGCAAGAGAAAGAACAUAACAUUGUUUGUGAUUGUAGUGUCUUAAUGUGCAUGCAAGAUGAUGAGGAAGAAUCAUAUUGGAGACAUUUAACAUUGUCAAGUUAUCAAUAUGGAAAAUGAAGCCAGAUUAGCUCUGAAUAUUAAUGUCUUAAGACUGCAUUAACAGGCAAAGUUAAGUUGGCGAGCUCUGAACUGAUGGUGAAAGAACUGGAGCAACAUAAAAUAACCAGUAAUGCAAGACUGUAUCCAAAUAAAGCACAAGUCCAGUUCUUUGUUAUAGUUUAACUAGGUUUCCUUAUUUUGAUUCCCUAUAUAGGCUAUAUUUGCUUGAUUUCCUCCAGAGCAACCAUCAUCAAAGUUGAGGGAAUACCCAAGUGGAUCAUAUUGAAGCUUGAUCCUUCUUUUACUAAUCACUUUCCUAAUCCUUGCUCUUAUUUUCCAAAAGAAACUUCUUGGUUGCUUCAUACUGCAAUGACUGACACAUGCUACCCUUCUUGCCCAAUUCAUAUCUGAUGCUUGAUUGAUUUGCUAGGCUGCUGCCUGUUGACAACAAUGAAUGAAAGACUUCCAAUUUUGGGACUUGGGUGGACUUCUAUGAACUAUUUCUGCUUGAUGUUUUUCCAAAUGAUGCUUGCUGGUAAAAAGCAGUUGGUUUGACCAGUACUGCCUAUUAUUUUGUGAGAUGCCAGAAGUUCAUGGAGUCUCGGACACUGCAAAAAUGGAAAGAAAAACUCAAGAUUUUGGACUUGAAGAUUGAAUUGAAGUAAAUGAAAGAUUAGGAACACUUGCUUACCAGAUUGACAGGAAAAGAGCUUUCGUGACUUUACACAGAGUCCCAUCCAGCCACUGGGAUUGUCUAUUUUUCCAGUUGUGAAGCGUCCAUGAGCUCAGUAUGUGUUUCUUGGAUCAUUUAUAGAACAACAGCCUUGGCUCGCUUUCUUGCGGGAAUGAAAAUGUGGAUAUGAUUCCAUUAGCACUCAAACAAGCAGAAGUCCAAAAGGAAUAGCUGAAGUUUCAGUAUAUGUUUUGAGCCUGUGACAUCUGAAAGGACACUUUAGAAAAUUUGUUUUUAUCAAUUUGGUGCAGACAUAGGGAAAUGACCCACCAAAUGUUGUUCAUUAGUCAAUUUGUCUUGGUGAUGGUUGCUCGGCAAACUUUGCUGCUGCCGUAGCAUGAGACCUGUGAUCAUGAGUGGAUUCUCUUUUCAUGUUGCAUCAAAUCAUAAACUUUGUCUCCUUUUCCAUUCCUUGGCUCCUCCCUCGGCUCCAGGCAGCAAGAUAAAGAGAAAAUAAUAUCCUUAUCAGAGAAGGUAGGCAAAAGAAGCUUUUGAAGAUGUGCCUAGAUUCCCAUUGCUACAGUAUCUACUCUUCAGUGCAGAUGUUGCAUGUCUUAGCCUCUUGGUGCUAUAUGGCCUGAGGAUAGAAUGCUCUGACUACCUGGUGGUAGGAUAUGUCAUGUCAUGUCUUCCAAGCUUUUUCCAGCCUGCAUGAAUUGUACUUGCUUGGCAUUCCUAGUUGACUGGUCUGUUAGUGUUCGUGAUGUGGUUUAAUUUUCAUGUGUUUGUUGUACUUAUUGGGGAACUAUACAUCUGAGAAACAGGUCAUCGUGCCAGAAAUUUGGAUUCGACUGCACAAUUUGUCA